AGGGUGAAUCAGCUCACCGGAGCAGAGGGGUUGGAAAAAUGAAAGAAACUUCCCAGCAGAGAAUCCCCCCUGGAGACAGACCCAGUAUGUUUGGUGACUGUGGGAACAGCUUCCCUGGGAGUUCUGCCCAUAUUACUCAGCAGCCAAUCCACAUGGGAGAAAAACGCUAUAGAUGUGCUGAGUGUGGGAAAAGCUUCUCUCAGAGUACGACGCUCAUUAACCAUCAGAGACUCCACACAGGAGAGAAGCCCUACAUGUGCCCCACGUGUGGGAUCAGCUUUGUUCAGCUCUCACAAGUUGUUAGACACCAGAGAAUCCACACGGGAGAAAAGCCCUAUACAUGCCUGACCUGUGGGAAAAGCUUCAGUGAUAAAUCACAUUUCAAUCAACACCAGAAGAUCCACACAGGAGAAAAACCCUAUACAUGUCUGACCUGUGGGAAAAGCUUCCGAUACAGUUCAGCUCUUACCACACAUCAGAGAAAACACACUGGAGAGAAACCUUAUAAAUGUCCCGAGUGCCAAAAAACAUUCAGUGACAGUUCAAUCUUUAGCAGGCAUCGGCGGGUACACACAGGAGAGAAGCCCUUCAAAUGCUGUGAUUGUGGGAAAAGCUUUGGGGAGAGCUCAGACCUUCUUGUACAUCAGAGAGUACACACGGGAGAGAAACCCUAUAAAUGCCUUGAGUGUGGGACAAGUUUCAGAGUACCGUCAGCACUUAUUGUGCACCAGAGAGUACACACUGGAGAGAGGCCCUAUAAGUGCAUGACCUGUGGGAAAACAUACCGAUGUAGCUCACACCUUACUAAACAUCAGAGAAUCCACACAGGCAAGAAAUCCUUGAAGUGCCCUGACUAGGGAAGGGCCAAGUGAAUAACGUCUUUGCCAGUUCCUGUGAACCUCAGAGCAUCAGGCCAGGCUGGAGUGACUGUGUGUGACGUUAUUGACAUGAACUGGGACCAUAUAGAUUAUUGUUGCAACCAAGGUCCUGUAGUGGCACCAAAUCUUCUAUAAAGGGGAUCAGAUAAGGUGUCUAAAACAAGGUUAUGGUUUGCUGGUUAUGAUUAUGCUGUCUGUAUGCAUGUGCCAUUUUAGUAUUUAAAGUUAUCAGUAUUGGCUCUAUACUGUCUGUAUUUCAAACUUGUGCAAUGCUUCUGGAUGAUACCCCAGACAAUGUGGCGUCAGCACUGCCUAGCCUGCUUGAUGGUCCAUUAAGGACCAUCAGCUAUACAAUUGACCCAUUGAGAGAAGGCAGAUACACCUUGUGACUCAGCAAGGUUUGCAGGGACCUGCCUAUGGACUGAACUCUAAGGUUUUUUUCUUGCCAUGUGUCCGAAUGCUUGUCUUUGCAACAAAGAAAGAAAGGCCACAUGACAAGAGACUAUAAAAGACUGCUGCAUCUCCUCCAUCUUGUCUUCAA
Molecule: messenger RNA, 1419 nt
Organism: Terrapene triunguis (Three-toed box turtle)
Lineage: Eukaryota; Metazoa; Chordata; Testudines; Emydidae
Product: zinc finger protein 239-like
Exons: 1
Coding region: 39-857 (272 amino acids)
Cellular component (GO): nucleus
Source: RefSeq, a predicted model, not a curated record